Messenger RNA from Girardinichthys multiradiatus, 4392 nucleotides. It is a transcript of the gene tdh2, whose product is annotated as L-threonine dehydrogenase 2. Bases 2580 to 3716 code for a protein of 378 amino acids. Gene Ontology annotation, molecular function: L-threonine 3-dehydrogenase activity. NCBI's taxonomy places the organism in Eukaryota, Metazoa, Chordata, Actinopteri, Cyprinodontiformes, Goodeidae. The record is from RefSeq and is a predicted model, not a curated record. Gene Ontology annotation, biological process: L-threonine catabolic process. The transcript has 9 exons.
ACAAUAUAAGAACAAAUAUCUUAAUUAAACGUUAACAAAAUGUUCAUGAAAUAUAUUUUUUUGUGUUUUAAGUGGACAGGUAUAUUCUUGUAUGUUUCUUGUAUGCCAUCAGCACGUGUGGGUGCUGAUGGCAUACAUGCAUAUAAGCCAUUUCAUCAUACUACACAUUGGCCCCUAAUGUGGGUUUAUGUGUAAAAACAAAUAUGUUUUAAAAUUCUAAGGUAUUGACCCUAUGUUGGGAUUAAAUUUUUAUUAAUCAUUUGCCCUUUAAAGUGGACAUCAUGCAUCACUGGCAGUAUUGUACAUGAAAUUUUGGCCAUUGUGAUAAUACUGUUAAUAGUUGAAAAUACCUUAGUAGUGUUAAUUUUUUGCGGCAAGAAAAGGAACUGGAGUACCGUAAUUACAGUUGAAGUAACAAAUUAGGACACACUAUUAAAUAAACAGUUCUUUACUAAGAAAUUUUGAAAUUGAUGUCAAACCUGUUUUUUUUAUUUUUAAGAAAGGUAUUUAAUUGCAUUUUCUAGCUCUGGUAAAAAAGCUGACACACACUAUGUCCCAAUGGCUACUGUUACCUCCUCCGGCUAAAAUAACUUCAGGAGAUGGUUUUUGUAGUCUCUGAAAUCAGGCAGAGGAAAGUUUGAGAUCAAGAACUGGGCAUUGACUCUAGCUAGGACUUCCCAUUUGAUGAAAUUACUGGUAUGUUAUGUUUUGAGUUCAGUUCUGUUUGCUUUGGUUUUUUUCUUAGUUGGUAUUACACUUCUACCCUCUGAUACACGCUGUAUCUUUGCUGGUCUUCAUGUUUUUCUUAGAGAACAAAGGUUUCCUCUUUGAACAACUCCCACAAAAUGAAACCCUUACAGUCCCUUUUUGAUUAUACAAGCAUGUAGUUUCAUAUCAAUAGUAGCAAGAGCACUGCUGUAGGUCCUUUGAUGACAUUUUGGGGUUUUUGAAGACUUUUUUUUAAUCAUCUCGUGUUCUGCUUUCAGGCUGAACUUGCUUGGAAAGCAACACUCGAGCAGGUUGUGGCUUCUGUGUGCUAAUGGACUAUGUUCAAGAUGAUUUUAAUUUUUUUUGUGAUCUCUUUAAAUCCCUUACCAGCCUCAAAAGCUAUUACAACCUUAUUUUUGAAGCCCUCUGACACCAUUGAUCUCACUAUGGUGUUCACUCUUACUUUAAAAGCCAGUUGAACUCUAAAUUAAUUGUUAGACGUUUAAAUAUGGUAAGCCUCCUUCAAAAUGCUGAGCAAGGACAUUCAUGUGCACCUGAUAAGAUACACCUGUUGAUUUUAACUGUUUUAAGUGGGAAUAGAUGUAGGGGAGUCUUCAUAAAUUCCUCACCAGAAAUAACAUUUUUCUUUACAUCUUCCUAAAAAUUUCAAACAUGUUUUGUUUUUUUACUUAUUUAUAAAACUUAAAUUCUUAAUAACAUUGAAAUGUAUCCUAUAUACCAGAAUGUACAAUUAUAUUAGAAAACAUUCAGGCUUUCAUACAUUUUUUUCAUAUGGCUGUAAAAUAAAGACCUAGCAGUAGAUUGUAUCAGAGCACAUGAACAUCUCAACAAAACAAGGGAUGGGGUACCAGAUGUAGUGAUGGUGGAGUUGAUGAAGUUGAAGGAGUUGCCAAUGCUGAAGUAGCAAAGGAUUUUGAGGAAGCUGAAGAUAUGCCCCAUUGACAGAGAUCUAAGACAUAAGAAGGUUAAAACAUCAGACAACUUUAAGCUCAGCCUGUUUCAGUGUGUUAGUCUUGUUUCCUCUGCUUUUUUAUAUGUGUAGACAGUUUAUAGAUAACUAUUAUUUCCUGUUUAUUCAGUUCUAUAAACAAUAUUUUUUUGCAAAAAUUUUCAUUUUAAAAUACACAGUUCAACAGGGGGGAAGAAGAAGACCUAAAAUAAACAUAUCAACAGUAGGACAGGGUAGGAUAUGUUGUGGAUUUUAUUAUUUUACAGUUCUAAUUAUAUACCCUUAAAUUAUUUUUCUCUCAUGAAUAUUUCAAAGUCUUCCUGUUGUGGACCUUAGUGGAAGUGAAAAACAUUUUUAAAGGUACCUGCAAAAUAAAUAAUAUCAUUUUGGUAAUCCCUAAAGAUGAAUGAAAACAUUUGCGGGGAACCUAAGUAAGGUUAUUACAAUUCAUGUAUGAAAGGGGUAUAUAACCAAACAUUAUGUAUAGUGGAAGGAUAUAUGACUGACACACCUCCCAGUCCUGUUAAGCUCAGCUAAACAGUCUUCACAAUACAAAUCCCUGUGCACAGCAAGUCAGCAUGUUUGUCCACACGGAGCUUUGCAAGCUGGAGACUGUAGUCCAGCUCAGUCAGGAGGCACAGGCCGCUGUGGUUACGCAAAGGUGGACCAGAACCACAUCGCCCAGCAUAUCUCUCUCUACAUCUGCAUGCUUAUGCAGUGGUUACUGGGAGAUUUGAGACAGUGAUUCUGGCACACACAAAUGCAGUCUUCCAAGCUUUCGUUUUACAGUUUAAUUUUGAGGAAUCGUUGUGGAUCCACCGUGUUGCAUCACUUGACUUUGGAUCAAAAAUCACCUGUCUGGGAUUUCUGAAUUUGUCAGCAUAAAGGACUGCUACUGGACAUGCAGCCUGGUGUUUGGGUAGGUACGCCCACGGCUGAAUUACUGGGCCUAUUGUGCCGAGGCUGUCUCAGCAGGGUGCAGAAUAAGCCCAGUUGCAGUUUCAGUUCUUGGCCCAGAAGGAUGAGCAGGUGGAACAAUAUGGAGUCCAGCAACGCUAAUACUUCUCAGGAGAAUCCACGUGUGCUCAUCACAGGUGGUUUGGGGCAGUUGGGUGUGGGGCUUGCUCAGAUGCUGAGGAACCAGUAUGGGCCAGAGAGUGUGAUCUUGUCAGACAUCAAGAAGCCCCCAUCACAUGUUUAUGCCAGUGGCCCGUUUGUGUAUGCCGAUGUGCUGGACUACAAACACCUCAGAGAACAGAUCGUAAAUAACCGCAUUACUUGGCUGGUCCACUAUAGCGCUUUGCUGAGUGCUGUGGGUGAGGCUAAUGUGGCUUUAGCACGAAAGAUUAACAUCACAGGUCUACACAAUGUUCUAGACCUGGCCCUGGAGAACUGCCUUCGUCUCUUUGUCCCCAGUACCAUUGGAGCGUUUGGUCCUUCCUCUCCACGUGACCCUGCCCCUGACCUCUGUGUCCAGCGUCCGAGAACCAUCUAUGGUGUCUCCAAAGUGCAUGGUGAACUGAUGGGGGAGUAUCUCCAUCAUAAAUAUGGCUUGGACUUCCGCUGCCUGCGAUAUCCUGGUGUAAUAUCAGUCAACACUCCUCCUGGUGGAGGAACCACAGACUAUGCUGUUCAGAUCUUCCACGAUGCUCUCAGCACAGGUCACCAUGAGUGCUACUUGCGACCUGACACACGUCUUCCCAUGAUGCAUAUCUCUGACUGCCACCGCGCCACUGUAGAGUUUAUGCAAACUCCAGACUGCCAGCUGUCCUUACGCACUUACAACAUAGCUGCCAUGAGCUUCACCCCAGAGGAGGUGGCCCAAGAAAUUCGCAAGCAUCUCCCGCACCUGAAAGUCACCUACAAUCCAGAUUCAGUCCGCCAGACAAUUGCAGACAGCUGGCCUGUGAGAUUCGAUGACUCCAACGCCAGAAGGGAUUGGGGCUGGGCACCGGCCUUCGGGCUCGAGGAGCUGGUGACAGACAUGCUGCUUUCAGUUAGAGACAAGAGGACCAGAGAGGGAUUUCUGGUCAGCUAGCAGUACCUUCUCAGCAGCCAAGAGACAGAUGUUUCACCACUGGCUUUCUUCAGCCUGGAUUUACAAACAGCUUUCUUUUACUUCACUUUGCCAAAGCAUCAACAAGUAUUGUGUGUUUUACCAGGAACUCUGAGUCACAGCCUUUUUAAAUUACAAUGCAAAGUUAAAUGUCUCUGUCUACUUCAGGGAAUCAUAUACUGUUAAAGCAUUUCUUUACAUGUGUUCUUUGUCAUGUCAUAAAAAUCACUUUACACAGGAGAAAGUUGCCAUAGAAAACAGAAAAACAUGUUAUUUUUCAAACAAAGGAGGUCUCUAAAUGUCAUUUUUCCUGCAUGCAUCAACACAACAAUCAGUUACUGUCUUUUUUACAAUGGACCAGUUGCAACCUUUAGAUAAAUCUGUUGUAUGAGAGAACCUUCUGAAAUGUCUGCUCACCCAUCUCUGGACUGUAUUUACCACAUUCAUUCUGGCUGUCUUUUUAAAAACUCUUUUAUGAUAUCAAAAAUAAAAUUACUAGAGGCUGGAUGUAGUAUCUAUGACUGGAGAUUAUUAUUAUUAGAUUUUUUUGCCAGAACUGUGCUUGAAUGACCAUUAUCAAACACUUUGAAUAAUAGUGUAGAAACAUGUGGUGUACACUGAACCAUAAUGCGAAUAAUAAAAAUGUUUUCCGCCAAAA